This is a messenger RNA of Hibiscus syriacus, 880 nucleotides long. RefSeq lists its product as uncharacterized. NCBI's taxonomy places the organism in Eukaryota, Viridiplantae, Streptophyta, Magnoliopsida, Malvales, Malvaceae. The record is from RefSeq and is a predicted model, not a curated record. The transcript is spliced from 2 exons. The coding region runs from base 122 to 679 and encodes 185 amino acids.
CUAGUACCAGGAAUAUAUAUGAUAAAGAAAAGCAACUUCCCUCAUUGCCCCUUUUUGCCUGCUUUCUUCUUCCUAUUCCUGCACAAAGACUAAAGGGAAAGUAAAGGAAAACAUCAAGAAAAUGGGGAUAUGGGACUUCAUCUCUGGAUCAACGGACUCUGUGAAGGGCCUUUUUCAGAGCUCGUACACUCAUGGUUCUGCAGUGUUCACAAAGAGCAAGGAGGUCUCAGCUGAUGCACUUCAAAAGGUUAACCAUCAUGGUUCCUCCGCCAUCACCAAGGGCAAGGAGAUCUCAGCUGAUGCACUUCAAAAGGUGAAUCAUCACUUGUCGGAUCCCCAAACCCGAUCCAAAAUCUCCAGGGCAGCUACUGAUUUCGCCAAGAACGCCACUGUUGAGGGCCUUAAAUCCAUUCCUGGUGCAUAUCCAACUUAUAAAAUUGUGUCAAAGUCCAUAAGAGAUGAUGAUAAGAAGUUAAAAAGUGAGAACGAUUCCAAGAAACAGGAUGAAGAGUUGAAGAAAUUGCAAGCCACAGUAAGCAAACUGGAGAAAGAAGUCAAUGUUCUGCGCGAGCAAGCAGCGGAACAAGCUGAAAAGAAGUCUCGAACCACGGUUGAAGUUUCUGUGAAACCCGAAGGCAAGGAUCAUUCGAUGAAGGAAUUCAUCCGUAGCCAUUUAUAGAGGUUGACGUGGUGGAAGAAUGUCAAGUAUGAUCCACACAUGUUUGUUUAAAUUACAAGACAUGUUUUAUGCUGUAUGAACUGAGUCAUGGCUGUCGAUGUUUUUUAAUGUAAUGUCUUUUUCCAAGUGUUGGCAUGAGAAAAAACCAGUGUUUCACUUUCAAGUAUGAUCCACACAUGUUUGCCGAGAAAACAAAGUUUG